Neltuma alba is the source of this 476-nucleotide messenger RNA. RefSeq names its product PXMP2/4 family protein 1-like. NCBI's taxonomy places the organism in Eukaryota, Viridiplantae, Streptophyta, Magnoliopsida, Fabales, Fabaceae. The transcript has 3 exons. The record is from RefSeq and is a predicted model, not a curated record. Gene Ontology annotation, cellular component: membrane; cytoplasm. The coding region runs from base 48 to 476 and encodes 142 amino acids.
UUACAUAUUUGCGCCAGUGCCCACCAUGUGUUCGAUAUUAUCACGAAAUGAGAAAACGGUCUUCGCCUUCGUUUACUUCAUCGAAUUCUUCUUCGUUUUUUCUGAAGUUUGGGUUUGUGAGUUGGUAUCUGCGGAAGCUCGAAACCCAGCCAAUUAUCACAAAGAGCAUAACAUCAUCACUUAUUUUUAUUGCAGCUGACUUGACUUCGCAGACAAUUACCAUGCCAUCGGAGUCUGCUCCCUAUGACUUGAAAAGGACAUUGAGCAUGGGAACAUAUGCGUUAUUCAUUAUGGGGCCAUCACAACAUAUGUGGUUUAACUUCUUGUCCAAGGUUUUACCAAAGACAGAUGUGCCAUCAACCUUGAAGAAAAUUUUCAUGGGGCAGCGGGUAUUUGGUCCUAUCAUCAAUACUGUUUUCUUCUCUAUACCUCUGUUCUGCGAGGUGAAAGUGGUUCUGAAAUCGUUGCUAAGUUGA